AGAGCCCUCUUGCUGUCUACAUGUUAUAAAAACCCUCAGAUGCUAAGAUCAAAGCACACAUAAUAGUCACACAGCUUCAUUUUGGCAGAUCACUGGGAACACUGCAAGAAGAAAGAAGGAUGAAGGUGACCAUCUUGCUGGCUAUGCUGGUGUCCGCUGUGCUCAGCAGUGACCAGUUCUCCGGACAUCAGGAGGAACCCAGUCAUGUGCUUUCGCUGGUGAAGUUUGGUGCCCUCUGCAGUGGGAACCCUACAAAUAAGAAGAGAGGCUGUGAUUCUCAGGGCUGUGGAGGUUAUGGAGCGAAACGAACACAUGGGACACACAAGGGCCUUGAUAUUGUGUGUAAUGACGGGGCUACAGUGUACGCACCAUUUGAUGUAAAGUUGAAUGGCAAAGCUGCUCCGUAUCGCAACCCUUCCACUCUCCAGAAGCUCAUCAAUGAUGGCGUUAAUCUCAGCGGUGGAGGUCUGUGCUUCAAGCUGUUCUACGUGAAGCCUGACAGUUACAGAGGCUCCUUGAAGAAGGGCCAGAGGAUCGGCACACUGCACCCCAUGCAGAAGGUCUACCGGGGUAUAACAUCGCACACCCACGUCCAGAUGUGUGACCGCUCCGACCCCACCAAGUAUUUCUGAAUGCUGGGGAAUGACUUCUAAACAUCGCCUCUGCCUCUCUUUUUCUCCUUUUAUGGUGGUCUCACACACACCCAUGGUCUCCUACAAUUAUUUCCCGCUUCGUUACAGAUGAAGCAAUCAAGAACAAAAUCAAGACGCAAUCAAAAACCUAAGCUCGUCCGACUCAUGAUAAUAAUCUAUGGUCUAUGGAUCACAAUGAUCAGCACACAUGCAGCAUCAGGCAAGACGAUAUUAGUAGAUAUCUGUCAACUGCAUUACUAAAGAUUGACACAUUGAUAGUGUAAAAGUACAUACCCACUGUUCUUCAUGUACCUCUGCCACAACAUUCUUUUCGUUGUUAAUUACAUAUCAGAUCCUGCAGGUUUUACUACUAAAUGCUAAUAAAAAUGUCAGUGUACAUUUCCUUCUCACUCAUA
Clupea harengus (Atlantic herring) is the source of this 1048-nucleotide messenger RNA. Its product is annotated as leukocyte cell-derived chemotaxin-2-like. The record is from RefSeq and is a predicted model, not a curated record. Lineage: Eukaryota; Metazoa; Chordata; Actinopteri; Clupeiformes; Clupeidae.